GACUUGGAAUUUAUUCAAGAUGGCUGCGUCCAUGAGACAAAUGCUGUCGCGACUCUCUACCGCAAAAGAGGGAUUGAAGGUUCCAGGACGUCUUAAAACGGGUCUCCCCAAAAAGAUAGGUGAUUAUCUGAGCAACAUGUACCGUGAUUACCGAGCUGCUACUGUGGAUGUCUUCACCGACAUGAAGGAACGUCCUUUCAAGGCAACGUUUUACAUUGCCAGUUUGAGUGCCAUCGGGUACAUGUGGAGUCAGGCACCGGACGAGGAGAACUUUGAGAUAGAACUAGUCAAUGCCAGCAACGACCUUCUCCUGCUGAGCAAUCUGACCAGGAACCAAGGCUCGGAUGGUCAUGUCCAAAAACUUACAGCUCUGCAGAACGCGGGCGUACUGAGAUUCAUGAACCUUGGUGUGUGCUCUUUAAUCUGGGAAGAUAACUUUGACAAGCGGGUGGCGAUGUAUGACGCAAAAUGUGACUAUCUUGCCGUGUCAUGGAGGGAACUACCUGACAGGAUAAGAGACGUGGGUUUCCUUGGACGUUGGCAUUACUUAUCAAAGGCCAUGACGGACUAUGAUAUAAAUGAAUUUGAAUUUCAAAACGCAUCAUCUGGAUAGCCAAGGAACCAAUAAUCAAACAAACUGCACAGCAAAAAUAUCAUGAAAUACUGUAUAUAUAAUUCAUGAAGAAAUAAUAAUUGUAAUAAAGAUUGAUUUAUUAUGCGCAUGAUAGACCUACAUGUAGGAGAAGUCUCUCUAUGCGAUUUACAGUGUAAGAUAUAAAUAUUAUUAACCAAAGUAAUUUUAAGAAUAGGCCUGUACAGGUUUUUGAAUAUCCAUGAAUACAUAUACCUUUACUUGUUUGUUAAAAUUAUCUAAUAUUACCAGGGAACAAUUUUGCUUUACAAAUUUGAACAGCAUUUUUGGUCAUAAGAGAAAAGCUCUCAACUAAGUAAUGUAGCCUACAGUCCUUUGUAAAAAUAUGCUAUACAAAAGACUUAAUGCAUAGCAGUCUUUCAAAAAUGUGGAGCAAAUUGCGAAAUCGGGAAAAUUAUUCCCUGAUUACUAUGAACUUCAAUCAAGUAGAGUGAUGGAUCCAGCAGGUAAUACCAUUUCACAGGCCAUAUUGUUUGUGCACAAUGGUGGGACCAUCUAAAGUAGUUUGUCUAAUCUCUUGAGAUUCACCCCUGGGGCCCGUUUCAUAAAACUUAUUAUAAUAACAAAAUUGUUAAAAGCUUCUGAAAUCAUUCAAUCUGAUUGGCUGAUUGUAAAUUUGUUAUAGAAACUGUCAAUUUGUUAUUUUAACAAGUAUUUAUGAAACGGAACCCUGAAGUAAUCAAUGUUGAGAAAUAAUUAGUUUCCUACAUGUAUAUCUGAUAAGCCAUUCUGUAUUAGCAAACUUUUAAUCCCAGCUGUUUAUUAUUUCUUCAACUAAUAAAUUAUAAGAUUCAUCUUCUAUAUAAAGGUGAUUUUGAAAUAGGGAGAGUUACAUUUCCAAAUUUACCAGAUUCUAUUUUAAAUUGAAUAUUAUAGAUUAUUUUUUCUUUUCUUUGAAUAAUACAUUAAUCCAAGAGCCUUUAUUAGCUUUUGUUCAUUAUUAUUGGUUUACAUGAACAAAUCUGCUUUUAAUCAACCAGAUGACAAAUUUUUUGUAACGAUUUACUUUGAAAAUCAUUGGGAAAUGGUGAGAAAACUUUUUCUUAAUCAUGAAAUUCCACCUGUUUUGGUGAGUUUACACUUACGAGCGAGGCUUCAGGCUUCAACAGACCUUUGUUAUUAUUGUGAAAAAAGAAUGUUUUCUUAUGCCAUCACACCAAUCAGACCCUUUUCCCAAAUGAUCUAUCUGUCCCACUGUUUUGUAACUUUAGUGGAACAUAUUUAACAAAAUAAAAUAAACUCCUCAAAAAAAGUUUGGAAAUCUGAUUUUGAUCGAUAAAAUUCCUCCUCGGUUUUAGUGAAUAUCAAUGUGUAAUUAAUAUCAAUGAAUAGAUCAUUUAAUUUUCUUUAAAAUGAUACCCUCCAUGAUAUGAUUAUGGUUCACAUGGAAGUGCAGUGCCUUGAAAUGUGGGGCAAGGUCAAAAUUGAAAAGUUGCAAAAUGACAAAAUUUUGAAAGUCACUGUUCUUUUUUUUCCGUGGUAAUAAGUGAGUUUCUCAGCGUUUUCUUUUGACCUUGAUCGAUAAGUUCUCCUUUGUUUUAGUAAAUAUCAAUGUGUAAUUAAUAUCAAUGAAUAGAUCAUUUAAUUCUCUUAAAAAUGAUACCCUAUGGGAUAUGAUUAUGGUUCACAUGGAGGUGAAGUCGUUUGAAAUGUGGGGCAAGGUAAAAAUUCAAAAUUUGCAAAAUGACACAAUAUUGAAAGUCACUGUUCUUUUUUCCGUGGUGAUGAGUGAGUUUCUCAGCGGUUUCUUUUGUUUUCAUGCACCUUAACAUCAACAUUAACAUGGAAUCAAACACACCUCUACACAAGCAAACAAACAUGCAUGGGUAUUUCAAAUGGUAUUUCAAACCCUGACUCACACCAUGUUAUCUUUAACCAUCACUACAUAAACCACAACAAAUGAACAAAACAUAAAAAUGAAGAAGCAGGGGCUUGAUUUGAAUGGAGUUUCAUCUCUAUUGAUACCUGUAGACAAAAGAAUCAUGUUCUGUAUUGACCCUUCAUGACUAUUUCUGCUCGUUUUGCAGCUUUUCAAUUCAGACCUCAUCCAACACUUUAGAAUCCUGCUCUUUUCGUGAUGGCAUGAUCAUAACAAGCAUGGUAUCAUUUUAAAGAGAAUUAAAUGAUAUCAAAUAUGCAUUGUGUAAAAUUGGGAGAUGGGAGAAAUUAAUGGCCAAACUCAGAUGUCCAAACUUUUUUUGCUCGUUUUGCAGCUUUUAAAUUCAGACCUCAUCCAACACUUUUGAAUCCUGCUCUUUUCGUGAUGGCAUGAUCAUAACAAGCAUGGUAACAUUUUAAAGAGAAUUAAAUGAUAUCAAAUAUGCAUUGUGUAAAAUUGGGAGAUGGGAGAAAUUAAUGGCCAAACUCAGAUGUCCAAACUUUUUUUGCUCGUUUUGCAGCUUUUAAAUUCAGACCUCAUCCAACACUUUUGAAUCCUGCUCUUUUCGUGAUGGCAUGAUCAUAACAAGCAUGGUAUCAUUUUAAAGAGAAUUAAAUGAUCUUUUGAAUGAUGUAAAAUAUGCAUUGUGUAAAAUUGGGAGUUGGGAGAAAUUAAUGGCCAAACUCAGAUUUCCAAACUUUUUUUGAGGGGUUUAGAAAAAUUGAUAUUUUAGUACACAUGGAAAACACAUUCAUCUUGAAAGAGAGAGGAAAGCUAGUGACAAAAUAACAACAUUCUUUGAAUAAUUUGUUAAGACGUGAAAUUGAAAAGUCAAGUUGUAUUCAAAUCUGAUAUUUUCAUUGUGAUAUAAAUUGAAAAGACAUGUUUUGAUAAUAACAAAAAGGUUUUUUUUUGGAGGGGGGUGUUGCUGUCAUGUUCCUGCAGUUCUUUACAUCUACAUAAGAUGAAAAUGUAAUACACUAUAAAUGUGUGAUUAUAUGUUUAUAUAUGUUAAGAAAUAAAUGGAAUCUUCCCUUUUCCAAUAGA
Messenger RNA from Lytechinus pictus (painted urchin), 3578 nucleotides. RefSeq names its product mitochondrial import inner membrane translocase subunit Tim29-like. The coding region runs from base 20 to 613 and encodes 197 amino acids. NCBI's taxonomy places the organism in Eukaryota, Metazoa, Echinodermata, Echinoidea, Temnopleuroida, Toxopneustidae. Gene Ontology annotation, cellular component: TIM22 mitochondrial import inner membrane insertion complex. The record is from RefSeq and is a predicted model, not a curated record. The transcript has 2 exons. Gene Ontology annotation, biological process: protein insertion into mitochondrial inner membrane.